Messenger RNA from Sodiomyces alkalinus F11, 1476 nucleotides. RefSeq names its product general substrate transporter. Gene Ontology annotation, molecular function: carbohydrate:proton symporter activity. Gene Ontology annotation, biological process: transmembrane transport; carbohydrate transport. The record is from RefSeq and is a predicted model, not a curated record. Gene Ontology annotation, cellular component: membrane. The transcript has 2 exons. NCBI's taxonomy places the organism in Eukaryota, Fungi, Ascomycota, Sordariomycetes, Glomerellales, Plectosphaerellaceae. The annotation marks the transcript as partial.
UGGAAGGCGGCAGUUUUCUACUCCCUCGUCUUCUCUGUGACCAUCAUAGGAGAGGGCUACGACCUAGCCCUCAUGGGCAACUUUUUCUCGCUUCGCCAGUUCCAAUCUCUCUUUGGAGUUGAGCCAGCCCCGGGCAAGGCUCCAGAGAUCCCUGCCCUCUGGCAGUCGUUGAUCCAGUGUGCCGCCCUCCUCGGCCAAGUCUGUGCCAUAUACCUGACCGGUCACUGUGUCGACCGCUUCGGCUAUCGCAGGACCGUCUUGAUCGCCCUUGGCUCGGUCCUCGUAUUCCUCUUCGUCCCCUUUUUCUCCACCCAGGCCAUCGGCACUGCUGGUUCCAACGGCGGUCUCGGUGUCCUUCUUGCUGGCGAGUUUCUCCUCGGCAUGCCCUGGGGUGUUUUCCAGGCUACCACCCUUCCCUACGCCUCCGAGGUCGCCCCAGUCAAGCUCCGUCCCACCUUGACCACGUUCGUCAACAUGUGCUGGAUCUUGGGCCAGCUUCUGGCCACCGGGGCCACCAAGGCCGUCACCCGUCUUGACAACUUCGCCGCCUUUCGGAUCCCCGUGGCUGUCCAGUGGACGUGGCCUGUGCCUGUCGCCUUGUUCGUCUACCUCGCACCCGAGUCGCCUUGGUGGUUUGUCCGGCACGGUCGGUCCAGAGAGGCCCUCGAGUCCAUCCGUCGACUCAACAACGACAGGGAUUUCCCCGCCGAGGGCCAACUCCGCAUCCUAGAAUUGACCAACGCCCACGAGCGAGACGCGGACAGGACUAGCUGCGGUCAAUACCUCGACUGUUUCAAGGCUACUAACCGUCGCCGCACCGAGGUCGUGGUCAUGCUAAACCUGACACAGCAACUCUGCGGUUCCUGUCUCAUGUACUACUCGGCCAAGCUCUACCAAAAAGGCGGCAUCAAACCCGAGAACGCCUUUGACUACACCCUCGUCCAGUACGGCCUCGGCAUCGUCGCCAUCAGUUUCUCCUGGCUCCUGAUGCGUUACUUCGGACGGCGUCGCAUCUGGAUCUCCGGUCUUACACUCUCGACCAUCCUCCUAAGCGGCGUGGGCUUUCUCGGUUUCUUCAUCGGCCACCACCCGGCCAUACCAUGGGCCAUCGCCGCCCUUCUUAUCUUUUUCACCGCCGUCUACAACCUGUCCAUCGGGCCCCUCACCUACUCCCUAGUCAGUGAGAUGCCGUCCACCAGGCUCAAGGCCAAGACCAUCGUCAUCGGACGCUGCUCCUAUCUCAUCGCUGGCCUCUUCAAUCUCUUCCUCACCCCGAAGAUGCUAGAGGACAUCCCCAAUGGGUGGGGUCUCGGUCCCCGUGCCGCCCUCGUCUUCGCCGGCCUCAACAUGGUCUUCUUGACCUGGGCUUGGUUCCGGCUUCCCGAGACGAAGGGCCGCAGCUUUGCCGAGAUUGAUGAGUUGUUCCAGCGUAAGACGCUGGCGAGAAGGUUUAAAACCACCAUACUGUCAGAGCCG